AUGGAUGAACUCAACUACAACCGUGAGGAUUUAGCAAAGAAACAUGUUGGUUGGAAAAAGAUGCUAACAGAAGAACAAAAGAAGAUCUAUGAUGAGAUAAUGGAAGCUGUUACAAACGACAAAGCAUCUAGCGGUAUUGCAUCACUACUGCUGGAAGGAGGAAGAACAGCUCACUCUAGGUUUGCCCUUCCUUUAAACCCAAAUGAAACUUCUACUUGCAACAUGUCACAGAGCUCAGAACUUGGUGCAUUGGUUAAAGAAGCAAAGUUAAUCAUAUGGGAUGAAGCUCCAAUGAUGAGUAAAUACUGCUUUGAGACAUUAGAUAGAAGCUUGAAAGAUAUUAUGAGGUAUAAAGAAGACAAAUUGUUUGGAGGAAAAUUUGUCCUUUUUGGAGGUGAUUUCAGACAAAUUCUUCCAGUUAUUUUUGGCGCAGGAAGGCAAGCGAUUGUCAAUGCAUCAUUAAACUCUUCAUACUUAUGGAAUCAGUGCAAAGUUUUAAGACUGACAAAGAACAUGAGGUUGCUUCAAGACAUUGGUAAACAAGAGGCCAAUAUCCCACAAGAGUUACUUAUUCCAGAUUCAUCUCCGUUAGAGUCAAUCAUUGAAGCGGUUUACGGAAAGAACUUUGCCACCCAAAAGGAUCCUAAAUUUUUCCAACAACGAGCUAUUCUUUGCCCUACCAAUGAAGAUAUCAAUUCUAUCAAUGAUGUCAUGUUAUCAAGCCUAAACGCUGAAGAAAGAAUUUAUCUAAGUUCUGAUUCAAUUGACCCUCAAGAUAAACGUGCCCUGAAAAAUAAGGUUUACUCACCAGAUUUCCUUAAUACUAUUAAGGUUUCGGGUAUACCUUAUCAUCGGCUACGUUUGAAAAUAGGCUGUCCAAUUAUGUUGAUGAGAAAUAUUGAUCCGCAUGGUGGUUUAAUGAAUGGUACAAGACUGAAGAUCACCCAAAUGGCGGACCAUGUUUUACAAGCUCGGAUUUUAACUGGUACACGAGUUGGUAAGAUAGUUCUCAUACCUAGGAUGUUGAUAUCACCAUCAGAUGCUAGAUUGCCUUUCAAAAUGCGUCGAAGACAGUUCCCAGUGUCAGUUGCUUUUGCAAUGACUAUCAAUAAGAGUCAAGGACAAUCUCUAGAAAAUGUUGGUAUAUACUUGUCUAGACCCGUUUUCUCACAUGGUCAAUUAUAUGUAGCAAUGUCAAGGGUUAAAUCAAAGUUUGGAUUGAAGAUGUUGAUAACAGAUAGUGAGGGAAAACCUCAAACAAAGACAACCAAUGUUGUCUUUAAAGAAGUUUUCCAAAAUCUUCAUUAG
Messenger RNA from Camelina sativa (false flax), 1308 nucleotides. The record is from RefSeq and is a predicted model, not a curated record. NCBI's taxonomy places the organism in Eukaryota, Viridiplantae, Streptophyta, Magnoliopsida, Brassicales, Brassicaceae.